GUCGUGAUAUAGAAAGAAAAGCUUUGUGUAAUGUAGCAGCCAAGGUAGUCGUUAAGCUUGCAGCUAAAUUUAAGAAUACUGUCUAUUUGUUGUUUAUCUCUUCCCCCUAUGUAGGUUGUCUUGGGGACACACAGUUUUGUUUUAGAUUUCGACGGUCUCCUGGGAGGAAAGUUUCGUUGUGUUGUUUUCUGGACCAAUUGGAUAGAGAUCUACCAGUUUACCUAAAGAAAGAUCCAGCAUAUUACUAUGGCUAUGUGUAUUUCAGACAAGUUCGAGACAAAUCGUUAAAAAGAGGCUACUUCCAGAAGUCGCUGGUCCUCAUCAGCAAACUACCUUAUGUCCAUCUUUUUCGCACCGUACUUAAGCAAAUAGCACCAGAAUACUUUGAAAAAAGUGAAGCUUUCCUGGAAGCAGUUUGUAGUGAUGUUGAUCGUUGGCCACCACCAAUUCCAGGGAAAAUACUGCAUUUGCCUAUUAUGGGUAUUAUAAUGAAGUUGCGGAUUCCAACGUAUCGUGACAAGCCUGGAACAAUGCCAGUAGUACAGAAUAUGCACCAGGCAGAUGCUCAGAUCUCUAUGGCUUUACCGACUGUUCAUGAAGUAGAUCUUUUCAGGUGUUUCUGUCCAGUGUUCUUUCACAUUCAGAUGCUUUGGGAGCUAGUGCUGCUAGGAGAACCACUUGUUGUGAUGGCACCUUCGCCAUCAGAAUCUUCAGAAACAGUGUUGGCACUUGUUAGUUGUAUUUCACCGCUGAAGUACUGCAGUGAUUUCAGGCCAUACUUUACCAUACAUGACAGUGAAUUCAAAGAAUAUACAACUCGCACACAAGCUCCCCCAUCGGUCAUUCUUGGGGUGACGAAUCCUUUCUUUGCUAAAACACUUCAGCACUGGCCUCACAUUAUCCGAAUUGGAGAUAUUAAACUUCCAGGUGAAGUUCCAAAGCAGGUGAAAGUGAAAAAACUGAAGAACCUAAAAACUUUGGACUCCAAACCUGGUGUUUAUACCUCUUACAAGCCAUACUUGAACAAAGAUGAAGAAAUCGUUAAACAGUUACAAAAGGGUGUACAACAGAAACGUCCUACAGAAGCACAGAGUGUGAUUCUUCGGCGGUACUUUUUGGAAUUGACAGAAAGUUUCAUUAUUCCAUUAGAACGUUAUGUGGCAAGUCUAAUGCCUUUGCAAAAAUGCAUAUCACCAUGGAAGAGUCCACCACAGCUGAGGCAGUUUAGCCAAGACGACUUCAUGAAGACUCUGGAAAAAGCAGGCCCACAGCUCACAUCAGGUUUAAAAGGAGACUGGAUAGGACUUUACAGGCAUUUUUUGAAAUCGCCCAACUUCGAUGGUUGGUUUAGGAGCAGGCAGAAAGAAAUGACACAGAAGUUGGAGGCCCUUCAUUUGGAAGCGCUCUGUAAUGAGAACUUGGUUUUCUGGAGCCAGAAGCAUACUGAAGUAGAAACAGUGGAUCUUGUCUUAAAGUUAAAGAAUAAACUGUUGCAGGCUGACAGAGAACAGCUUCCUGUGAAAGCUGACACACUGAAGAAGCUGCAGAUACACAUCCAUGAUAUUAUACUGGCGCUUCCAGAUGACUUACAGGACAUCCUGCUCAAAACUGGCACGACAUGA
Molecule: messenger RNA, 1622 nt
Organism: Eurypyga helias (sunbittern)
Lineage: Eukaryota; Metazoa; Chordata; Aves; Eurypygiformes; Eurypygidae
Gene: DENND6A
Product: DENN/MADD domain containing 6A
Exons: 18
Cellular component (GO): recycling endosome
Molecular function (GO): guanyl-nucleotide exchange factor activity
Source: RefSeq, a predicted model, not a curated record